CAGUGAAAUGAAACUCUGAGCUACAUUUCUCUACCCACUUUUAGCGGUGUCUUUAGCUGUGUGUUUAGCGGUGUCUUUAGCAAAGAGUGAAGUGAAACUCAGAGAGUUUGAGGUGCAUUAUAUUUCUCUGCCCAUGUACAUUAUUUCCAGAAUUCCCUCUAGCCCCUUGAUUGUUUUGGCAUUUCCCUCCCAACCAUCAGCUUCACCUACCAUUCUAUCAAUUGGAUUCUCAACAUUGUUACUUGUGAAAACUCUUGGAAGUUUCCUCAGAGAUUCAACAAAAAUAAGAGGACAGAAAGAGAAAGAGAUCAGAAGAAAGGAUGGCGGGGUGGUGGUCCGCGGCGGCGGCCUCGUUCUCAUCAUCAUCUUUGAGGCUUUUGUGGUUUAUGAUGCCGUUGUUUCUGGUGGCGGGUUUGGUGGUUUUCUCCGGCCAUCAUAGUUCCUUUUUGCUCAUCGCUUCUCCCUUCCUGCACGGCCGCGGCGGCGGCGGAGGAGGUAGUGGAGGUGGGGUCUUCAAUGGCUCUUCAACUCCUCAGGCACAAGAAAUUUUCCGUCCAAACAUUUCGUUGAAAACAAACAAGACGUACCAGAAUUUAACAAGCAUCGCAGGAUCUUUGUUACCAACUGAACAUGAAGAAACACAAAAUGAAACAUCAUCGAGAAGAUACAGUAAGUUAGAGAUGUUGGAAGCUGGACUUGCACGAUCUCGAGCUUCAAUACUAAGAGGAAAAUACCCAACAAAAGAUGACGACUUCAUACCUGAUGGUCCUAUGUACUGGAAUGCCUCAGCCUUUCACAGGAGCUAUUUGGAAAUGGAGAAAACACUGAAGGUGUACGUGUACAAGGAAGGGGAUCCCCCAGUGUUUCACUUUGGUCCAUGCAAGCAUACCUAUGCAAUCGAAGGCUAUUUCAUUCAGGCAAUGGAUGUCACUCCCUUCAAAACCUCUGACCCAGACCAGGCUCAUCUCUUCUUCCUCCCCAUCAGCGUUACCAUGUUGACGCAAGUGAUUUUUGUUCCUGAAACCCAUGACUGGACUCUCAUGAAGAGGACUGCCUUCGAUUAUGUUAACGUUAUUGCCGAUAAAUACCCCUUCUGGAAUCGGAGUCUUGGUGCCGAUCAUUUCAUGCUUGCUUGCCAUGACUGGGGGCCUGAAAUUUCAUUUGCCGUACCAAACCUACACAACAACUCCAUCCGGGCACUAUGCAACGCCAACACCUCAGAAAGAUUCGACCCGAAGAGGGACGUCUCCAUCCCAGAAAUCCAUCUCCCAUUCGGCACGACGAAGGGCCUUCUGGGCGGCCCAUCUCCGUCAGAGCGCAGCGUGCUGGUGUUCUACUCCGGCGGCCUCCACGGCCCCAUACGCCCAAUCCUGAUGAAACACUGGGAGAACAAAAGCGACGAAGACGUCCAAAUCCACAGCUACCUUCCCAAGGGGCUUUCCUACUACGGCAUGAUGCGCAAAAGCAAGUACUGCAUCUGCCCCAGCGGCUACGAAGUGGCCAGUCCCAGAAUGGUGGAGGCACUCUACAUGGGCUGCGUCCCCGUGCUCAUAAAGGAGGGCUACAUCAUUCCCUUCAGCGACGUGCUGAAUUGGGAGAAGUUUGCGGUGAUUAUUCCGGUGAGGGAUAUUCCGAACUUGAAGAAAAUCUUGACUGGGAUUUCCCAGAGGGAGUAUUUGAGGUUGCAGAUGAGAGGCAUCAAGAUGAGGAGGCAUUUUGAGAUUAACAAUCCUCCUAAACGUUAUGAUGUCUUCCAUAUGAUUCUUCAUUCUAUAUGGCUUAGAAGACUCAAUAUUCAUCUUCGUGAAUCGUGAUGUAUGUUCAUCAUCUUUCUUGAUUUUGGUUUUAUUACUGAUGCUUUUUUAGUAUUCUUAGGAUUUUAUUAAGAAAAUAUUAUGAAGUAUGUAAAGGGUCGGUAAUAUUUUUAUAAUACUUUUAUUUUAGUAAAA
This is a messenger RNA of Ipomoea triloba (trilobed morning glory), 1949 nucleotides long. Its product is annotated as probable glycosyltransferase At5g03795. The record is from RefSeq and is a predicted model, not a curated record. Gene Ontology annotation, molecular function: glycosyltransferase activity. Lineage: Eukaryota; Viridiplantae; Streptophyta; Magnoliopsida; Solanales; Convolvulaceae. The coding region runs from base 321 to 1814 and encodes 497 amino acids. The transcript has 5 exons.